GUUCGACAGCUCUGUUUUUGCCAGAGAAAAGUGAUCUUUUGUAAGAAAAAUUGAGAUCACUGCCCGACAGUUAAAGUAUUUUCGUAAAGAAAACAUGGCCGUGGUGGUGGAAACUACGAUAGGAGACUUCACGGUGGACCUGUACACCGAGGAGCGUCCUCAAACCACGCGGAACUUCCUGAAGCUGUGCAAGCUCAAGUACUACAACUGGAACCUGUUCCACUCGGUGCAGACCAACUUCAUCGCGCAGACCGGCGACCCCACCGGCACCGGGAAGGGCGGCGAGAGCGUGUAUGGGAUCGUGCUGGGCGAGAGGGCCCGCUACUACGAGGCCGAGCAGAUGCCGAAGAUCCGGCACAGCCGCGUGGGCCUGCUGUCCAUGGUGAACUGCGGCGACAACAUGCUCGGCUCGCAGUUCUUCAUCACCCUGGGCGCGGAUCUGCAGUCCCUGGACGGCGAGCACUGCGUGUUCGGCGAGAUAACGGAGGGCCUGGAGGUGAUACUCAAGUUCAACGAGACCAUCUGCGACGGGGAUCAGCGGCCGUAUCAGGACAUAAGGAUAUCCCACACUGUCAUCCUGGAGGAUCCGUUCGACGAUCCCGUGGGAUUCGUCGUGCCCGACAGAAGCCCGGAACCUACAAAGGAGGCUCUAAUGAGCGACCGAAUCGGAGCGGAUGAAGCAAUCGACGAUACUGGCGGCAUGACCACGGAAGAGAUUACGGAAUUGCAGAAGAACAAGGAAGCGAAGGCGCGAGCCACGAUAUUGGAGAUCGUGGGUGACAUACCGGACGCGGAUAUCGCCCCGCCGGAAAACGUCUUGUUCGUCUGCAAGUUAAACCCGGUCACGAACGACGACGAUCUCGAGAUUAUCUUCAGUCGUUUCGGAAAAAUUGUUGGCUGCGAAGUUAUAAGGGAUCACCAGACGGGCGACUCCCUGCAGUACGCGUUCAUCGAGUUCGCCGAUCGCAAGAGCUGCGAGGACGCGUAUUUCAAGAUGGACAACGUGCUGAUCGACGACCGCAGGAUACACGUGGACUUCUCGCAGUCGGUCGCGAAGAUGCGUUGGCGCGGCAAGGGGAAGGGUAUCCGGUACUUCGACGACGAGGACGAUAAGCAAACGAGGAGACGCGAGGAGGGUCACUCGAGGAAGCCCGAGGUGUCGCGCGGCGAACGGGAUCACGACGGCGGUAAACACAGCAGAGAGGAGGGAAGGAGACGGGAGAGCGACAAGGAUCGCGGCAGUGCCGAGCACAGGAAGCACGAGCGCCUCCGAAGGGAGGACAGGGACGCCAGGGACAGGAGGAAGGAGGACGGGCCGCACGAGGAUCAUCACGAGAGGAGCAAGUACGACGGCGAGCGAAGGGACAGGAGAAGAAGGGAGGAGCGACGGGAUAGAGACGGGAUGGGAGGCGAUCGGAGGAGGGGUCACAGCGAGGAGAGAUCGGAGAGGAGAAACAGGCGGGACGAGAACGGCGACCGGAGAAGAGAUCACAGCGAGGAGAGGUCCGAGAGGAGAGGUAGGAGGGACGAGCACGACGACAGCCGGGAGCGUCGGCAUCGCGACAACGGGAGGAAGAGGCCCACGGGGGACGAGGAUGACACGAGGCACAGGGACAGGUCGCACAAGCACAAGAGAAAACGGUGAAACAUAGAAAUGGGAGGUGGGCUGGAGAAGCUCUGGAAUUGUGAACUAUAUCUGUCAGGCCGGUCCGUUCUUAUAUUUGAAAGCUUAGGUACAAUCUGAAGAUGUAAACCAGUCGCAGAAUCUUUUAUUAGCAUGUCUCAUCUUAAAUUAUUCAAGACGGUCUUGAAAUAAGAACAGAAAUAAGAACAGAUGGAGGGUCUCCUGUAUUAUGACGUCGAAGUGAAUAAAUGCACAGUUUACAAGA
Messenger RNA from Wasmannia auropunctata (little fire ant), 1889 nucleotides. Its product is annotated as peptidyl-prolyl cis-trans isomerase-like 4. Gene Ontology annotation, biological process: protein peptidyl-prolyl isomerization. The coding region runs from base 95 to 1645 and encodes 516 amino acids. The transcript has 4 exons. Lineage: Eukaryota; Metazoa; Arthropoda; Insecta; Hymenoptera; Formicidae. Gene Ontology annotation, cellular component: nucleus. The record is from RefSeq and is a predicted model, not a curated record. Gene Ontology annotation, molecular function: RNA binding; peptidyl-prolyl cis-trans isomerase activity.